GAACCUCAUUGUUUUGCAAGCAGCAAAUCCGACCAAGAGUAACACAUCACAUGCGCACAUACCAAACUCAUCGAGCCCGUCGCAUGUCUCCGCACCAGCCGUAACCCUCACACUCCAGAGGGAUCAAAGAAUUCAUCUUUAGCGACAAGAAACAUUCGGACUCAAGCCCAACAAACAUAGACUACCAUAUCGGCUUUCGGGUCACUCUCUCAGUUUUUUUCUUCAUAGCCCCCUGGCAGCACCCACAAUGCUGAAACUAUCCUACACUGAAAGCCCAUCCUCAUUCGCCGAGCUCAUGUCCCUACGCCGGUUAAACUCACCACCAGCCGAUCGCAGCAGCAGCAGCGCAGAACGUAUCGAGCUAUUCCAAUCCCUCGCACCUCCUUACCCACCAGGGGAGGCCGACCGAGCCUUUGGCGGCCACGUAUACGCGCAAUCCGCCUACGCCGCCUCCCAGACCGUCGAGAAGGGCUUCCUCAUUCACGACAUAACCGGCACAUUCAUUCUGCCGGGUCGCCUCGACAUCCCCUACGAAUACAGCGUGCGCCAUCUCCGCGACGGCCGCAGCUACAGCACACGAGCGAUCGACGCGCGCCAAGCAGGCCAAAUCUGCUUCUCCGCAGUGUGCAGCUUCAAGCGCCCCGAAGAAGCGGCCGCCACGGCGUCUGCAUUCGCGCAUCAGCCGGCGCCCGUGCAGGAGCGAUACGCGGCGCUGCUGGCGGGCAAGCACCCGCAGGAUUUUGAGGUCAGUCCGGGUGUCGACGCGGACUUUUACAUUGACUACUGGCGCGAGCAGUGGAAGAAGCAUGGGAUCGCAGAGCGGGAGUUCCCCGGGCUGGAGGCGAGGAAGGUGGAUAUGCAGGGCUACAAUCAGACGGAGGAGGUGCGGCGGUGUCCGGACAGGUACCGGCAGUUGACGUACUAUAAGCUCAAAGGGUCGCCGGGGGAUUCUUGUCCGGGGAUGGGAGUGAAGGAGGUGAGGCGCAGGGAGCGGGAGGGGGAGUUUGAUAACCUGUAUGCGUGUGCGCAUAUGUAUGCGGCGGAUAAGAAUUCGCUGUUGUUGAUCCCGCGGGCGCUGGGGAUCAAGGCUUGGAAUGCGCUGGCGAGUUUGACGCUUACGAUUGUGUUUCAUGAUCUGGGGAAGGGAUUGCGGAUGGUUGAUUGGGACGCAGACUCGACAGAGGGGGUGGAAGGGGAGGACCGGUUACCGAAGAAGUGGUUUGUUCAGGAAGGCUGGACGCCUCGAUCGGGCGACAAUCGUGCGGUUCAUGAGAGUUGGUUGUGGUCGCCCGAUGGGCGGUUAGUGGCCACGAGCUAUCAGGAUAGUAUGUUGAAGGUGUCCCGGGUGGACAGGGAGAAGUUGUAGAGGUGAGGGACGCUGUGUUGAUUGUGACUGUAAGGAUUAGAUGGUUCUGUAAGACAUGCAAGGCCUGUAGACUAGUAGACAUGUGCGCUUGUCGGGACGCGUUUUGUCGUUCGUACAGUACAUGUAAAGGCAUUCACUGUUUGUGAGCAAGACUGCG
Molecule: messenger RNA, 1523 nt
Organism: Aspergillus saccharolyticus JOP 1030-1
Lineage: Eukaryota; Fungi; Ascomycota; Eurotiomycetes; Eurotiales; Aspergillaceae
Product: acyl-CoA thioesterase
Exons: 2
Coding region: 248-1366 (372 amino acids)
Biological process (GO): fatty acid catabolic process; acyl-CoA metabolic process
Cellular component (GO): peroxisomal matrix
Molecular function (GO): fatty acyl-CoA hydrolase activity
Source: RefSeq, a predicted model, not a curated record